Cooperia oncophora is the source of this 447-nucleotide messenger RNA. The record is from the annotation of a GenBank genome assembly. Lineage: Eukaryota; Metazoa; Nematoda; Chromadorea; Rhabditida; Trichostrongylidae.
AUGCCAGCCAGCCAUUCGACUUCGAGUAAUUCUAGGUACGGUUUCCAGUUUACCUCCUCUCAAUUUGUUCACUUUGAAUGUCAAGUGAAACCUUGUGUGCAUUCAUGUCGAAGACAGCAAUGUGAACCCGAUGCUGGUAAAGCGCCUCUGAUACCGGCACUUCGUCGAAGACGAGAAGAAGUGGAAAGGAAUACCACUCUUACGACGCUCAGGAUGCAAACGGUUCUUGAGAUCGAACCUCAACAAGUUCAACGAGCAGCACUUGUUAGCCAACCAGUCGCUCCGGAUCACUGUGUCAGCUUGAAUGAGGUCGUCUUCGCGGGUCUUCUGAUACUGGGCGCCAUCGUCUCUCUGGUGGCAAUUUCCUUCUUUAUGUGUUCACCGGGAAAAACAUCACUACCACGGGACGAGCCAACGUACAGCGUCUCACAAGUCUUUCGACAAUGA